AUGAGCUCGUUGUUACAGGGUCUUAAGUUCAUACAGCGCUCAGAGAGCGAGAAAAGAUCGAAGCGCGAGAAAGAGAAGAAGAAGAAUGCAAAAUCAAAAUCGAAGAAGCACAAGAAAAAAAAUAAAUACGUAAGUACCAGCAGCAUAGAAGAAGAUGUUGCAAAGCAUAACGAAUCGAGAGCUACAAAGGCUUUACCACGGGAUGACUGGAUGACGAUGCCGUAUAUAAUGUCAAAUGCUGAUUCUGAUGCGGUAGUAAAGGAGCCUUUCGAAUCAGAAGAGCAAGCAAAGCAGAAGAAGAUCCAGGAUGAAAUAAACGCUGGAAUGCGGGAGCCAGUAACAGGAAUGGUUUACGGUCUGUAUAAUCCGAAAGAUCCUGAUGCUGCACCUACUGUCUCUAUUAGUAUUGUAGACGAAUUAGAUGCAAAACAAAAUCAAAACGAUGAUGAGAUGCCACGAUUCGGUGAUGGAGGAGCGAGUUGGUGGGCAAAGAUGCUGAAACAAGCCGAGGAAAAGGCGCGAGCGUCGGGUGUUGCAGUUGAAGAGAUUGUACGCGAAAGAUAUGGAUCAAUUUCUGCAUUAAGGAAAAAUGCGAAAGGAUCAGCGAAUGACAAUGCGCAUAUGCAGUAUAAACGACAUGCAGUGGAUAACAAAGCAGGACGUGAACGCCGGGUGGUUGACGUCAAACGGAAUGCUCAAGAUAAGACACUGCUGGUCAAUUACUCGAAGAGAGUGCAGCAAUCAGUAAAAAUAGUUGAAUCGAGCAGACAUGAAACAGUUAGUAGACGGGAGGAAGGACGGAACUUGACUCGAAAGACAAUACAGGAGGAUGAGGAUGAAGAACCCGUUGACUAUAAUAAGUUGACGGAUUUUGACGACUGUGACGCACGAGUGAGAGCAUUCCAUCGUAGGUAUAGGAAGGAUGAAGGGAGUAGCACUCGCGAUUACAAUCGCACAAGCUUUAAACGACACGGUCGUCGUCGAAGCUGCAGCAGUGAACGAUCAGUUGAUAGAAAGCGAUCGCGAAGGUCACAUCGUUCCCGUUCACCUACUCAUCAUGAGAUGCUUCGCUCUAAGCAGGAAAGAAACAAUUUGCCGGAGAAAGCUGAUUUCUUAGUUGAGCACAAAGAGACUCCGCUUUUGCGUGUGCGUGACGAAGCAAAGACCGUCGCCGAAAAUCUUGAGUCAGAAAAACGAAGAUCUUUUCUUUACGGUCGCAAAAACCCUGUCGACUGCAAAGUUGAACUUGAGCACAACCCAUUAGUUCACAAUAAAAUGCCGCCAAACAAGACUGGGCCAGUAACAAGCUGCAGUGUGGGUAACACAAACGAGAAUGUAGCUUUAAACAAGUUGGCAGCGAAAGCGUUACGAGCUCAGAUGAUGGGCAAGACCGCUUUAUUUCACAAAUUGACCGAGCAGUUGAAUGAGCUCGAAGCGCAGCUGGAGCGUGAAAAGACUGCAGCUGCCAUUCCUCAUUACGAGACAUUUCCUGGAGCUUUACCACCUUUAGAAAAGGAAGAUUUGCGUAAUGGAUCACACAUAGGUAAGAAGAAGCACGCAAAAAAACUUAAUAUUAAUGGACCAGAAUUGGAAGCUUCGCUAGAAGAGUUGGUGCGUGAAGAACGAAUGGAAAGUUCACGGAAGUGCAAAGGCAACAUGGAUGCGGCUCAUGCACGAAACAUUUUUCGACUUGGUUCACGCUACAAAGGAAGCGAAGUAAACGCUCAGAAGUUCUCGAGUGGACUCGACGAAGAUGAGCAAGUGAACAUUAACCUGUUGCAAGAAUCAGCUUUAAACCGGAGUAGACGCGCAAGAGAUCAGCGUGAGCACGCCAUGGCUAUUAAUGACACCAAGCACUGGGAUGAGCGAAUUCAAAAGUGCUCACUUUGUAUGAAAAGCCGAGCUUUCAAGCGACAGAAAAUAUUGUCGUUUGGCGAAUUUACGUAUCUUGCGGUGCCAAACCGUCCUAUUUUACAUGCUGGGCACUGUGUGAUCGUGCCAGUUGAGCAUGAAUGCUCUAUUGUCCAAGCAGAUGAAAAAGUGAACGACGAGAUCAAGCGAUUUCAAACUGCAUUGACAAGUAUGUGCGAGCAAGAGUACGGCAUGAGUAUGGUCUUUAUUGAGCAAACAAGUGCGCCACAUCGAAAGCGACACACGUGGAUCGAGUGCAUUCCUAUUGACCCAGAAUUAGCACUGGAUUUGCCGCUGUACUUCAAACAAGAAUUGAUGCAGGCUGACAGUGAGUGGAGUACGCAUCAACCAAUCAUUGACACAAGUAGAGGUGGCAUCAAAAGUCUCUUGCCACCAACAUUUUCAUAUUUUCACAUUGAGUGGUAUACACGGAAGGGACGGGGGGGGAAUGCUGGGCGUAGCGAAUGUUCUUACUCGGCGAUCUAG
Molecule: messenger RNA, 2397 nt
Organism: Plasmopara halstedii
Lineage: Eukaryota; Oomycota; Peronosporomycetes; Peronosporales; Peronosporaceae
Exons: 2
Coding region: 1-2397 (798 amino acids)
Biological process (GO): mRNA splicing, via spliceosome
Cellular component (GO): post-mRNA release spliceosomal complex
Source: RefSeq, a predicted model, not a curated record